AUGGCUCGGCUAUGGGACAACCGUAAAAGCAAACACUUCUGUGGAGGUAGUGUACUAAACAAUUGGUGGGUAGUCACAGCCGCUCACUGUAUCACCAAACAGGGCGUUGAUGCAUCUACUCUCUUUAUACGAUUGGGCGAUUAUGAUGACGUGGAAUUGGAAAAUGAAGAGAUUCUUCACGAAGUAGACGAGAUAAUUGUACACCCCGAUUACAGGGGCAGCACUUUUGACUCGGAUAUUGCUCUGAUACGUCUGGCAAACAAAGUCACUUUCACGGAUCACAUUUUGCCAGUUUGCUUGCCACCACGAGAGGUGGCUAUGUCGAUGCUGAAGAAGGGAACGAUGGGACGUGUCUUGGGGUGGGGAAGCAUCCGGGAAGGAGGGACAUAUCCACGGUACUUGAAAGAAGUGGAGCUACCGGUAAGAAGGAUAGGUGAAUGUCGCAAAUCAACAAGAUUUAGCGUCACAACGAACAUGUUCUGUGCUGGCUACAAACUUGAAAUGCGGGGUGAUUCAUGUAAGGGUGACAGCGGUGGUCCGAUGGUACAACGAAGUACAGAGAAUAAAUGGCAGCUCGUUGGGAUUGUCAGCUGGGGGGAAGGGUGUGCGGAAAGAGACAAGUUCGGAUUUUACACCAAAGUGUACAAGUUCAACCAAUGGAUCCAAGGCACCAUUAGAGAGUAA
Molecule: messenger RNA, 684 nt
Organism: Saccoglossus kowalevskii
Lineage: Eukaryota; Metazoa; Hemichordata; Enteropneusta; Harrimaniidae
Product: mannan-binding lectin serine protease 1-like
Biological process (GO): complement activation; proteolysis
Cellular component (GO): extracellular region
Molecular function (GO): serine-type endopeptidase activity
Source: RefSeq, a predicted model, not a curated record